Molecule: messenger RNA, 3544 nt
Organism: Striga asiatica
Lineage: Eukaryota; Viridiplantae; Streptophyta; Magnoliopsida; Lamiales; Orobanchaceae
Source: the annotation of a GenBank genome assembly
AAAAAAAAAAGAACAGGCAGUUUUGUGAAUUCAUUUCAUCCGUGUAUAUUUUUCUUUUCAUUCUCUUUGCGGCCUCAAAUUAGAUUCUGAGCUCGCAAUUAGAAGAAAAGAAUAGAAAAUAUCGAGCUGUUUUCUUGUUUUUAUCAUUCCCAUUUGCUAGGUUUUGUGAAUUUCUUGACAGGAGGAAUAGAUAGAAGGCAUUUUUUUUUUCGGUCCCACUUAAAGCCACCAUUUUUGUCCGGACUCUUGGUUUUUUCCUCGAUGUUAUGCAUGGCUGCAGAUUGAAAUCAAGAAAAUAGUUCUUUUAUGGUUCAAGAUUCGAUCUUGACCAGUGGGCUACAUUUUUUACAGGGCUGCAUUUUUUUUUUACAAAAAAUUGGGACCCUCCUUUUUUUUAUAUAUAUGUCUCCCCCAACUUUGCAACUAGAAAAAUGGGGGAAAAUGGUGAAAAUUGAACUCUGAAUCUUUUGGAGUUCAGAGCUAUGGUAUAUGGAGCAUCACAGAAGGGAAAAUGCGUCAGAUUUUGAUUAUUCAAAUGGGCUUUGGUUUAACUGUUGGGCUGUUGAACUUAGUUACAUUGCAACUUAAAUGGCUGAUUUGCAGAGGCCUAGCCUUGUGGAAAGGGACAUUGACCAGGCCAUCACAGCCCUUAAGAAAGGAGCACACUUGCUGAAUUAUGGUAGGAGAGGGAAGCCAAAGUUUUGUCCAUUUAGACUUUCCGCAGAUGAGACCUCCUUGAUAUGGUGUUAUGGGAAAGAUGAGAGACAGAUUGAGCUACGUCGUGUUUUGAGGAUAAUCCCUGGGCAGAGGACUUCGAUAUUUCAGCGGUACCCCCGUCCCGAAAAGGAAUACCAAUCAUUUUCCCUCAUAUACGACGACAGGUCCUUGGAUCUGAUAUGCAAAGAUAAAGAUGAAGCCGAGGUCUGGUUUGCCGGUUUAAAAGCUCUUAUUGGACGCAACGGGUAUAGAAGACAACAGAGAAACGAUUUGAGAAGUGAAUCACUGCCCGAAAGCCCACGUGGUCGGAGGAUUACCCCAUCAAAUUCAGCUUUUACUCAGGAUGAAGGAUCCACCAAGGCCCCAAUCGAGACUGCUUCCCAAAGCAGACUCGGGAAAGCCUUGGGCGAUGUCCUGUCUUACGCCGCCGCGGCAGAUAAAAUCCCUCAACUAACACAACAGUCGAACGUGCGAACAUCAGGAGCCGACACUAUCCGAGCGAGCCUCUCGAGCGUCGUGAGCUCGUCGAGCCAGGGCUCGUGCGCGGAGGACUUUGAAAAUCCGGGGGAGGUCUUCAUAUGGGGCGAGGGCGUGGCAGACUGCCUAACGAGACCCAACCUAAGAGCCACCAACGCGUUGCUGCCCAAGGCGCUCGAAUCGAGCGUCGUCCUCGACGUGCAGAAAAUCGCGUGCGGGCAUAGACACGCCGUCCUAGUCACAAGGCAGGGUGACGUUUUCAGCUGGGGUGAGGAGGAUGGGGGCAGGCUCGGCCACGGGGUCGAAUCCGACUUUUCCCAACCGAGGCUCGUCCAAGCCCUGGGAGGAAAACCCGUCGAGUCGAUCGCGUGCGGCCAACGCCACACGUGCGCCGUGACGCUCUCCGGUGAUUUGUAUAUGUGGGGGGACGGAAGUACUCCCGACGGGCCGGGCCACUGGCUUCCGAAGAGGGUUGGGGGCCCGUUGGAGGGCCUUCAGGUCUCGUCGGUGGCGUGCGGCCCGUGGCACACGGCUGUGGUGACGUUGGCGGGACGGUUGUUCACGUUCGGUGACGGAACGUUCGGCGCGCUGGGACACGGUGAUCGACGCGGGGCGUGUGGCCCGCGCGAGGUCGAGGGCCUCAAGGGGUUGAGGACUGUGAGGGCCGCGUGCGGUGUGUGGCACACGGCAGCUGUCGUGGAUGUGAGGUCUGAGUCCUCCGUUUCGGGGAAGCUCUUCACUUGGGGGGACGGGGACAGGGGUCAGCUCGGUCACGUGAAUUGCGACCCGAGGCUGGUUCCUGAGAUGGUGUCCUCGUUGGCUAACGUGGAUUUCUGUCGAGUGGCGUGCGGGAAUAGUCUCACACUGGCUUUGACUACGUCGGGCCGAGUGUAUGCCAUGGGAAGUAUGUGCGGAGGGAAGCACCACGCAAUCUGUAUUCGAGACAAUAUAGGAGAGUCUUUUGUCGAGGAAAUUGCCUGCGGCUCUCACCACGUGGCCGUCCUGACUUCGAAGUCGGAGGUCUACACAUGGGGCAAAGGCUCGAGCGGGCAGCUCGGCCACGGGGAUCCCCAGGACCGUAAUAUUCCCACGCUCGUCGAGUCUUUAAAGGAGAAACAGGUGAAGAGCAUUGCUUGCGGCUCGAAUUUCACGGCUGCCGUUUGCCUCCAAAAGUGGACAUCGAGCGUGGACAACUCCGUCUGCUCGGGAUGCCGUAGCCCUUUCAAUUUCAUUCGGAAGCCGCACAACUGCUACAAUUGCGGGCUCGUCUUCUGCAAGGGCUGCAGCGCCCGGAAGUCCGUGCAAGCCUCGUUGGCGCCAACUGCGAGUAAGCCGUACCGCGUUUGUGACGACUGUUUCGUGAAGCUGGGAGAGAGAGGCCCAGCAGCAGCGUCCAGGGCCUCGAGCGUGAAUGUUCAAAGGAUGUCUUCGUUCAAGUUGGAUCGAAAUCUUGGGCUGAGUGUUAAGUUUGAGGCACGGGUGAUCUCGCAGAGGCCUAGCACGUCGUCUAAGUCGCCGACAAGCCCUCUUGGGUCGUCCCAGAAUUUUUUAACUUUUUUCAUGCCGGACUCGAAGAGAGUGUCCCGAUCGGCGUCCCCUGUCCCGCAGAGGUCGUCCACACCAUCGCCACCCAUGUCUUUUACUUUGCGCACGUCUGAGUCCAAUACGGAGGAGGCAAUGGGUAGCUCUGAUGUGCUCAGCUUUGAGGUCAAGAGCUUAAGGGCACAGGUGGAGAGUCUAACGAGCAAAUCCCAACUUCUCGAAACUGAACUUGAAAGCAAAAGAAAGCAACUGAAGGAGAUGGCUGCACAGGCAGCAGAUAAAGCUGAAAAGGCCAAAGCUGCUGAACAAGUGAUCAAGUCUCUCACUUCUCAGUUAAAAGAGAUGUCCGAAGAAGUGGUAGAGGAGCAAGCAACUGCAUUUAGCCAUUUGGAACCUGAUGUGGAAAUGAUGAACGAUCCUAACCGUCCAUCCAACGGGAGUAGUGUGACUAGUAUAGCCUCUCCAAAGACCCAACAUAGUGAACAUGCAAAUGCACAAACGAUGCAAAACGGAACUAAAUCCCAAACACAAAAGUCAAAGCGAAUUGUGCAAGACGAGCCAGGCGUCUACAUAACUCUCGUGUCCUUGCCCAAUGGUGCGAAUGAACUAAGACGAGUUCGUUUCAGUAGGAAACGUUUCAAAGAAGAAGAGGCGGAGAGGUGGUGGGCAGAGAAUGGGACGAGAGUAUGCGAGCAACACAAUAUCACAACUGUGCGCUAGUCGUCAAAGCUAUUUUUGUCGGGAUUUUUUUCCUUUCCUUUUUGUUUUUCGAAGUUUGGGCGGCAACUGUAAAUUCUCUAAGUUGUGG